UUGGUGUGGAACGGUCACACUUUGACAACUCGACGGCCAACUCAGCCAAAAAUAAUUUGUGUUUUCGUUAAAAAUUACAAAUAAUCAGCAAAAUGAGCCGUCAGCAGAACGAGGAGGACACCAACUCGGCGCUGUUCGAUGCCCGCAACGAGUACUACAUCGGCAACUUCAUGGGAUCGAUCAACUUUGUGCUGCCGGAGCAGGGAACCGCAGGAUCUGAGCUGCUGUCCUACAUGUACCUCUCCUACUUGGCAAUCGAUUCCGGGCGUAUAGUGGCCUCGGAUAUCAAGGAGGGCAAUGCCACGCCCCUGCAGGCUCUGCGGCUUGUACAUGAAGCCUUUGAACAACCCUCGCGGACGGAGGAGUUGCUGGAGAAGCUCACGGACAAGGUGGCCGGGGAGGAGGACGAGACCAACAUCUGGCACAUCGCCACCGCCAUAGUCUACUGCCACGAUGGCCAGUUCGAGAACGCCCUGAAGAUUCUGCACGGCUCCACCAAUCUGGAGUCCAUGGCUCUGUCCGUGCAGUGCCUGCUGCGGCUGCAGCGCGUCGAUUUGGCCAAGCAGCUGGUGGCCAAGAUGCAGGAGAUCAGCGACGACGCCACGCUGACGCAGCUGGCACAGGCGUGGGUGGCCCUCGCCCAGGGCACGGAGCAGAUGCAGGACGCCUUCCACAUCUAUCAGGAGUUCUGCGAGAAGUUCAAGCCCACUCCAAGUCUGCUCAACGGCCAGGCGGUGGUCCAUCUGGGCCUGGAGCGGUACGAGGAGGCCGACUCCGUGCUGCGCGAAUCGCUACUGAAGAAGCACAACGACUACGACACCCUAAUCAACCUGAUGGUGCUGGCCCAUCUCACGGCCAAGCCGGCGGAGGCCAUUACCCGCAAUCUGGAGCAGCUGCGGCAGUUCUAUCCCAAGAGCGACUUUGUCACCGAUCUGGACAAAAAGUCGGCGGAGUUCGACCGUCUGUGCCUGCAAUACGACCUUGAUGGCGGGGAGAAACUGCUGGCCGUGUAGACAUAAGAGGCAAUUCCAAACAUUCAUUUAUCAAAACCUUGUUUAUGUAUUAAACUACAAUAAAAAAUUUAUUAGAAAUGUA
Messenger RNA from Drosophila elegans, 1095 nucleotides. It is a transcript of the gene epsilonCOP, whose product is annotated as coatomer subunit epsilon. Gene Ontology annotation, molecular function: structural molecule activity; protein binding. NCBI's taxonomy places the organism in Eukaryota, Metazoa, Arthropoda, Insecta, Diptera, Drosophilidae. The transcript has a single exon. The record is from RefSeq and is a predicted model, not a curated record. Gene Ontology annotation, cellular component: COPI vesicle coat. Gene Ontology annotation, biological process: intra-Golgi vesicle-mediated transport; endoplasmic reticulum to Golgi vesicle-mediated transport; retrograde vesicle-mediated transport, Golgi to endoplasmic reticulum. The coding region runs from base 93 to 1013 and encodes 306 amino acids.